UUUCCUCUUCCCCUUCCCCUUCCCCAUCUCCCCCACCGCAACGGCUGCGCCGAUUGGGUUCCCCGUCGAUUCCUCUCCGCCGCACGCCCGCCCGCCUACCAGGCCUCCGCCACGCCGCCGCCGAUGAGCAGCCGCGGCUCGAAGGUGAUACUAUGUGGUUGAUGUGCUCUGUUCCUUGACUUGGAUGUAACCAGUUGUCUGCCUUAUCAGUAAGCCUUUUGAUCCUUCAAACAAAAAGGCAGUAAUAUUUGCACGUGAUUGGCAAAAUUAGUCAAGACGGGUGCUCUUUGCUGCGUGGCCGCGAGGCCACAUGGGACAAAAUCUAAUCUUGCAAGCAGAGACUGUUCUAUGGAUCCUAAUGAACCUUGUUGGCGGAUGAAUUCGAGCUUCUCUCCUCCAAUGUCAAGGAGAUGGGACUGCAGGAAUCCAUCUGAUGGAUUUCCCCAUAGGGUUCAUGAUACUCCACAUGAUCAUCCUCCUUAUGUAUCAUCACUAUCAUCCCAUAGUAAAGGAAGUAGAAGUGCAUUUGGCAGUGACCAGUACUUGAAUCACCAGCAUUCUGUAUCAGAUGGGGCACUGUCUUAUUUUGGUAGUCCAGCUGACAGCCUUCAGGCUCCACGAUGGACACCCUCUCUUCAAAGAUUUGAUCUCGGCGAGUUCUCUACACCUGCAGGAGGAUCAAGACCGGACACUUCUGAUUAUCCCCACUCCAGUGAGAGACAUUUAACUGCAGUAAGCAGUUUCAGUUCUGCAUCCCCCUUCUCAGAGUCAAGUCAGCUGGCAUCUUCUAAUAAACAGCCAUACAUGCAUUUACCUCGCAAUCAUCUGGGAAGGCGAUCUUUCAUGUCAAAACCAGUGUACCCGCUUGUCUUCCGUAAUCCAGUAUCGGAAGCAGAAGCAUCUGGGAUGCCUGAAGCUAGCAAUGCCGGGCGAACAACACCUAGUGAGGAUUCUCCUCUGUGGCGGCGCAGCUUGGCAAGUCCUGAGCUCAAGUUCCACAAUGCAUUGAGCGAAUUUCGGAAGGUAGAGGCUUCACCAGAGCCAAACACAAGCUCAAGAAGGGAAGGAUUCAGAUGGAGCAAUGCUAGCAGCUAUGAGUUUGGAUAUGAUGGUGAUGCCAUUGAAAUUUCAGAUCAUAUUAGUGUGGAGUCCCAAAGAUCCCCGACAAGUUCAGUGAGGUUUCUUAAGUGUGGCUUAUGCGAGAGAUUCCUGCGGCAGAAAUCACCAUGGACCUCGAACCGGAUUGUUCGAAAUUCUGAUAUGCCAGUAGCAGCGGUCCUUCCAUGUCGACACAUCUUCCACGCAGAUUGCCUGGAGGAAAGUACUCCAAAGAGUCAAGCCCAUGAACCACCUUGCCCUCUGUGCACACGAGGCACCGAUGAUGAAGGGUGUGUGCCAUUCUCGGAACCAUUGCAUGUUGCCCUCAGAUCUGCACGUAGGAAUCAAGGCAAUAGUUUUCCUCUUGGUGGUGCUGGUGGAAGUACUAGCGCAAAUCCUUCUCGCAAUGACCAUGCCUUGAAGAGAAAUCAGUCUGCUCUCGUGGCAAGACAAGGUGGCGCAAUGUUCCGAAACCGUUUCAAGAAGCAGUUCCCCUUCAAGGGGAGGUUUGGGAAAGACCUCUUUGCCGGUAGAGUUUUCAGGAAGGUCGGGUCAUCCUCUUCUUCGGGCCAACAGGACGACCGUCGACAGCCCAAAACCUGACUAAUAAUACAGUGAAGUAGCUAGUAUGAAGUCGUGCGAGUAUACUGUGCCCUGCUGCUCCUCUGGCCCUUCAUAAAUCCAGUCUUGUGUCCAGAAGUCGGUAGUCCAUCAUGUAUAAUUUAUCAUCGUAGAAGGUGAAAUUCUGUAUGCAGGCGCUACUAGCGUUUAGAGGGUGAUGCUUUGUUUGGUUGGACUGGAGCUUUGCCUUGCAUGUGGCACCAUGAAUACCCUUUUCGGCAUGAAUGCUUACUGUUAAGUAUUGACAGCUAUC
Oryza brachyantha (malo sina) is the source of this 1972-nucleotide messenger RNA. RefSeq lists its product as uncharacterized. The record is from RefSeq and is a predicted model, not a curated record. The transcript is spliced from 4 exons. NCBI's taxonomy places the organism in Eukaryota, Viridiplantae, Streptophyta, Magnoliopsida, Poales, Poaceae. Bases 349 to 1701 code for a protein of 450 amino acids.